Molecule: messenger RNA, 1075 nt
Organism: Sycon ciliatum
Lineage: Eukaryota; Metazoa; Porifera; Calcarea; Leucosolenida; Sycettidae
Product: lysine-specific demethylase 2A-like
Exons: 3
Coding region: 621-899 (92 amino acids)
Biological process (GO): protein demethylation; regulation of transcription by RNA polymerase II
Molecular function (GO): transcription coregulator activity; histone demethylase activity
Source: RefSeq, a predicted model, not a curated record
AAAGUAGUAAUAUAUCCACUAAAACUCACUCACAGGGUUCCCCGUAGACCAAGAUGCCCGUAACUUGGAGGUCCGGAUAGGAGCCGUGAGAAAUAAGUGCACUGUAGUUGAGCACUCCACUGCACUACUGUCUCCCCUGUAUGCCGUGUUGGGGGGUUUGGUGGGCGUUUGAGGCUCAUGUCAUACAUGAUCAUGCUUAGGCUCGUUCUGAGAAAGUAUGGAUUUUUAACUCCUGAUUGGUUUGUGCAAUGUGUUUAUAUUGGUUUAUCAAUGCCCCAUCACAAGCUGUAUAGUAUGUAUUCGUAACCGUGUACGAAUUGCUCAUUUGUCUUUUCUUCUUCCUACUGCUUGCUUGCUGAGGCUGCUGUUGCUGUUGUUGUUGUUGUUGUUGUUGUUGUUGUUGUUGUUGUUGUUGUUGUUGUUGUUGUUGUUGUUGUUGUUGUUGUUGUUGUUGUUGUUGUUGUUGUUGUUGUUGUUGUUGUUGUUGUUGUUGUUGUUGUUGUUGUUGUUGUUGUUGUUGUUGUUGUUGCACGCAGGUACGUCAUUUGGAUUGGGUGGACUUGGUGUGGCCGGAAAUAUUGCGCGCUUUGCAGCAGGAGGCCACCAACCGACUGGUCGACAUGAAAUAUCCCAAAGUGCAAAAGUACUGCCUGAUGAGCGUCGGUGGCUGCUACACAGAUUUCCGUAUCGACUUUGGUGGCACAUCCGUCUGGUAUCAUAUUCUCAAGGGUGGAAAGGUUUUCUGGCUGAUUCCUCCGACCCCAAUCAAUCUUCAGGUCUAUGAGCAGUGGGUGUUGUGGGGUAAACAGCAGGAUAUCUUCCUGGGUGACAUGGUCGAGACGUGUGCCCGCGUCGAAUUGAAACCAGGCUGGACUUUUGUCAUUCCUACUGGUGAGUGAGUGUGAGUGAGAUUGUGUAAGUGUGUGUAUGUAUGUGCCAGCUAGUUCGGUUGGUGGGUGCACUUAUGCCUGAUUGUGUUGGGUCUGUUGCCAACGGGCUCGGCUGCUUGAAGGUGUAAUGCGUGUGUGUGUGUGUGUGUGUGCAUGUAUGUGUGUGUGUGUGUGUGUGUGUGUGU